Tarenaya hassleriana is the source of this 1193-nucleotide messenger RNA. RefSeq names its product probable fructokinase-5. The coding region runs from base 153 to 1124 and encodes 323 amino acids. Gene Ontology annotation, biological process: fructose metabolic process. The record is from RefSeq and is a predicted model, not a curated record. The transcript has 6 exons. Gene Ontology annotation, molecular function: fructokinase activity. NCBI's taxonomy places the organism in Eukaryota, Viridiplantae, Streptophyta, Magnoliopsida, Brassicales, Cleomaceae. Gene Ontology annotation, cellular component: cytosol.
GCGGUAUCCUAUGGACUGCAUACGUGUCUGCAAUCUGCCUUUCAUGUCCAAAAUGGCCCGAUACAUCCGGUUUAAAAAGGUCUUUCACCUUGGAUCUUGAUUUAGCUGAAGAAGCAACAAAGAGUUCAUUAUUGAGGCUGAAAAAAGAAAGAAUGGUGGCUCCACUGAUAGUAUCCUUCGGGGAAAUGCUCAUAGAUUUCGUCCCCGACACCGCCGGAGUUUCCCUGGCUGAGUCCACCGGUUUCCUCAAGGCCCCCGGUGGAGCUCCCGCCAAUGUCGCCUGUGCCAUCUCCAAACUGGGUGGCCAAUCUGCCUUCAUCGGCAAGUUUGGUGAUGACGAGUUCGGACACAUGCUGGUGGAUAUACUGAAGAAGAACGGUGUGAACAGCGAGGGAGUUUGCUUUGAUCCGAAUGCAAGAACUGCCUUAGCGUUUGUGACGUUGAAGAAGAAUGGUGAAAGAGAGUUCAUGUUUUACAGAAACCCUAGUGCCGAUAUGCUUCUGGAUGAAUCUGAGCUCAACAGGGGACUGAUAAAGCAGGCCAAGAUUUUCCAUUACGGCUCCAUAAGCUUGAUCUCCGAGCCAUGCAGAUCCGCUCACAUGGCCGCCAUGAAAACUGCAAAGGAAGCCGGUGUUUUGCUGUCUUAUGACCCGAAUGUCCGGUUACCUCUCUGGCCUUCUCCUGACGCUGCAAGAGACGGCAUCAAGAGCAUCUGGAACGAGGCCGAUUUCAUCAAGGUAAGCGAUGACGAGGUUGCCUUCCUCACCAAUGGGAACUCGGACAAUGAGGAUGUUGUCAUGUCCUUAAUACAUGACAAACUCAAGCUGCUUGUUGUCACUGAUGGAGAGAAAGGUUGCAGAUACUUCACAAAGAGUUUCAAAGGAAGAGUGCCUGGAUACUCUGUGAAGACAGUGGACACAACUGGUGCUGGUGAUUCUUUUGUGGGCUCUUUCCUCUUCUCCCUAGCCAAAGAUAUAUCCAUACUUGAGGAUGAGGGAAAGUUGAAGGAGGCUUUGGCCUUUUCAAAUGCAUGUGGAGCAGUGUGUACAACUCAGAAAGGAGCCAUUCCUGCACUCCCAACUCCAUCAGAUGCUCGUCAGCUCAUGGAUUCCAAGGCCAAAUGAUUCGAUUUUUUCCAUUCAUCUCUAUUCAUUCUCCUCUUCUCUCUUCAUCCUGCUCGUGCUUUCCAUCGG